Fusarium sp. VM40 is the source of this 1761-nucleotide messenger RNA. Lineage: Eukaryota; Fungi; Ascomycota; Sordariomycetes; Hypocreales; Nectriaceae. The record is from the annotation of a GenBank genome assembly.
AUGCUAUUCUACAAGUCUUUCCCGGCGCUCUUCACUCUUUUUGCCAGCGUGCACCAGACAGUGGAAGCAAAUUCUCGAUAUUGUCCACCUUACGGUCCCGUACUUCCAGCUCCCAGAUACGCAAGUCAGCACCCAGCCGUCAAGUUCUCAGUCGAUGCUAUUACCUCAAUUCUAGAGCAACAGGCGAAAAACUUCAAUGUCUCUGGUAUUUCUGUUGGCAUCCAGUCUAUGCACGAGGAUAAGCCCUUGCUGAACUUCCAUCAUACCCCUCCCAUUGUCAAUCCCAAGCGCGGAGCAAAGGUUGUCAACGCUGAUACUGUCUAUCGACUCGGAAGUGUAUCCAAAGUAUAUACUGUUUUAGCUGCCUUGAAACUGGCUGAAGAUGGUGUGCUGAGUAUGAGCGACCCAAUCACGCGAUGGAUUCCUGAACUUAAAAAAGGUACUGGUCAUAGCGCACGAGAUGAACUUGAUGUGACACAUUGGGAAGACAUCACAGUUGGAGAUGCUGCAGCACAUCUUUCAGGCCUCGGUGGAGACAUGACCACUGAGCUUUCAGCUCUCGAUGUUGAUUGGAAAUCCCUUGGUCUUCCCCAGAUCCCCGCAGCUCACAAGGUCCCGUCUUGUCCAGGCCCUGCAGGAGCUCCUGUUUGCACACGUGAAGAAUUCCUCAACAUCUUUCAAAACUAUCGCCCACCGGUAUACCAGCCCAGUCAAUCACCUGUUUACUCCAACGCCGGCAUCAGUCUCGUUGGGCUCGUCGUAGAAGCAGCGUCAAACAAGACAUUCGGGGCUGCCAUCAACGAUCUGAUACUAAAGCCUCUAGGUCUCCGGCAUACGUCCACAGGUAUUGUUCCUAGCAAUGCCAAGAAUAUGUUUAUCCCUGCUGGAAGCGCUGAUUGGGAUGUUGAUGUGGGAAUAUUUGGCCCCGCUGGUGGAAUGGGAUCCAGCACAGCCGAUCUCCUUUCUUUCAUGACCAACAUUCUGAAGAACAAGAUCCUCUCACCAUCCGCCACUCGUCGCUGGCUAAAGCACAACACGUUCACCUCAACAUGGAGUGGUGCAGUUGGCUCGCCCUGGGAGAUCUACCGUGUCGACAACCUUACUUCUGAUGGUCGGAUUAUCGAUAUCUACACCAAAGGUGGAACAUUGGGCAGUUACCAAUCCGGCAUGGCUAUGAUACCUGACAUGGGCAUCUCAGUCUCUGUUCUCGGUGCAGGGCCAGAAGUAACAAGUGUCUGGUCACAGCUUGCAAUCCUCAACAUCGUGGAGGCGUUGGUUCCCACCCUGGACAUUGCGGCCAAGGACGAAGCCAAGACACGAUUCGCGGGAACGUACUCUGACAAGUCCAGUGGCUCGAAGCUUACUAUUUCUUUGGACAAGGGCCCGGGUCUGGUCUUGACAGACUGGGUAGCUCGGGGCCUUGAGGUCCUGCCCAACUUGAAUCGCUACCAGCCGGGACGAAUCAACGACACCACACCUUCGGGCAUCAAGAGUAUUCGGCUCUAUCCUAAUGGUAUUGAGAACAAGUCUCAUGCAGCUUGGAGAGCUGUGAUUCCUUCUCUGAGUGAGCAGGAGGCUGAGAUAAUCGAAGGAUUGACUUCGGUGAAGGAUGUGACUUGCAUUACCUGGCACAUGCUGGAUCGCUUUCUUUAUAACUCACUUUCCAUGGAUCAUUUCGAGUUCAAGUAUGGUAAGGAUGGGAAGGUUAUUAGCAUUAAGUCCAAGGGUUUUGACAUCGAGAUGGCUAAAGGUUCGGCCUGA